UUUAAUCAGUCCGUGAGCAAUGAGCUGAACAUUGGUGUAGGUACUUCCUUCUGUUUCUGUACUGAUGGACAGUUGCACAUUAGGCAGGUUCUGCACCCUGAAGCUUCCAAAAAGAAUAUCUUACUGCCUGAAUGCUUCUAUUCCUUUUUUGACUUGCGGAAAGAGUUCAAGAAGUGUUGCCCUGGCUCACCUGAUGUUAGCAAACUCGAUGUUGCGGCCAUGACAGAAUAUUUAAAUCUUGACAAGAACAGUCCAGCAUUUCCCUAUGGAGCCUCUCAAGUUGAAGAUAUGGGGAAUAUUAUUUUAACACUAAUAUCUGAACCAUACAAUCACAGAUUUUCAGAUCCAGAAAGAGUGAACUACAAAUUUGAAAGCGGGCCUUGCAGCAAGAUGGAACUUGUGGAUGACAACGCUGUUAUCCGAGCAAGAGGAUUGCCAUGGCAGUCAUCUGACCAGGACAUAGCAAGAUUCUUCAAAGGCCUAAAUAUUGCCAAGGGAGGUGCUGCACUCUGUCUCAAUGCCCAAGGCAGGAGGAAUGGGGAGGCUCUUGUGAGGUUUGUGAGUGAAGAGCAUAGAGACCUCGCGCUACAAAGGCACAAGCAUCACAUGGGGAAUCGAUACAUUGAGGUAUACAAGGCAACAGGUGAAGACUUCCUUAAAAUUGCAGGAGGUACUUCUAAUGAGGUUGCACAGUUCUUGUCGAAAGAAAACCAAGUGAUUGUCAGGAUGCGAGGUCUUCCUUUCAACGUGACAACAGAAGAAGUGCUGACAUUCUUUGGCCAGCACUGCCCUGUAACAGGAGGAAAGGAGGGAGUCCUGUUUGUCACGUACCCUGACAGCCGGCCAACAGGGGAUGCCUUUGUGUUGUUUGCUUGUGAGGAAUAUGCACAAAAUGCACUGAAAAAGCAUAAAGACUUGCUGGGGAAAAGGUACAUUGAACUCUUCAGGAGCACUGCAGCAGAAGUUAAACAGGUGCUGAACAGAUACUCUUCCACACCUCUCAUUCCUCUCCCAACACCUCCUAUUCUUCCGGUAUUACCUCAACAAUUUGUACCUCCCACUAACGUCAGAGACUGCAUACGUUUGCGCGGCCUUCCCUAUGCUGCUACUAUAGAGGACAUCCUGGAGUUCUUGGGGGAGUUUUCUACAGAUAUUCGGACCCAUGGAGUUCACAUGGUACUAAAUCACCAGGGACGUCCAUCAGGAGAUGCUUUUAUUCAGAUGAAAUCUGCAGACCGAGCUUUUCUGGCUGCACAGAAGUGUCAUAAGAAGACAAUGAAGGACAGAUAUGUUGAAGUCUUUCAAUGUUCUGCUGAGGAGAUGAACUUUGUAUUAAUGGGGGGCACUUUAAAUCGAAAUGGCUUGUCCCCACCACCAUGCCUUUCACCCCCUUCCUACUCCUUUCCAGCUCCUGCUGCAGUUGUGCCAACAGAAGCUGCUCUGUAUCAGCCAUCUGUGCUCCUGAACCCACGAACGCUCCAGCCCUCCGCGGCGUACUACCCUGCUGGGGCUCAGCUCUUCAUGAACUACACAGCGUACUACCCCAGGAAACCUUUCCUACAUGGCUUCUGUGCCAACUACAAGUACCUCCCUUUUAACAAAGAGGUUGUCACCCCUCAGUUUGGAGGAACACAGAAAUGGCUGGGGGCAGCCAAUGUGUUAUCUUGUAUCGAGGAAUUAGAGCAGUAUGCAGCAGAGGAUGGACUUGUACACACAAAUGAUCCGGCCAGGACAGUGUCCAAAGAAUGGAUUUGCAUUUAA
Molecule: messenger RNA, 1761 nt
Organism: Cariama cristata (Red-legged seriema)
Lineage: Eukaryota; Metazoa; Chordata; Aves; Cariamiformes; Cariamidae
Gene: ESRP1
Product: epithelial splicing regulatory protein 1
Exons: 14
Cellular component (GO): ribonucleoprotein complex
Molecular function (GO): RNA binding
Source: RefSeq, a predicted model, not a curated record